ACCAAUAGCAUACGGUAGCAUCAUAAAACCAUCGCUAAAUGUUUACCAAGCCAAAUAUGUAUCUCAUUCGAUGACCAAGUGUUGGUGCGACAGGUGUCGGAACAAUUCGGUGAGUGGAACACGAGGGUCAACUCUGGCGAUGAAGUGACAUGAUGCAGAAGAUGAUCUGAGUGUAUACAGUUUCCUAAGGACAGCAUAUCUGGAAUGGCCACGACAACGAUGGGCUAUCAAAUCCUAGUAUAUGCUUUGAACAUCUUGGCUGUGACGUCACUUGAUAGCAAUCUCCCACAAACUUGGCAAGUGGUCAAUAUAUCAGGGAAAUGUGUAAGACCCAGCGUGAUCAUACUACCUUUGACAACUAUUUCAGUAGACGAAGAACCAAUUUUGACCUGUCCAAUCAACAUUUGCAAUGCUUCCUGUCAGCCAGUCACAGCAAGCAGUUUUGUUGGAUGUCACUGUGACAGUGAUUGCGAAAUAUUUAAAGAUUGCUGUCACGGGCAUGAAACUUGCAAUGCCACAAGAUCGACGUCAUUUGAUACACAAUACCUUCCAUACAUGGUCUGCAUGAACAUAUUUCAUAAGUACACAAUAUCCGUCGUCAGUAAAUGUCCCCAAAGUGCCUCACACAGUGUAAAAAUGUUUUGCGACCAGAAUCCUUAUUCGAAUUUUCCUAACAUUAUACUAAGUGGUGAUGAUAGACAGUACUUUCAACUGCCCGUCACAAACAACGGCACAUUAUUCAGAAAUAUCUUCUGCGCAAGUUGCCAUGGAGUAAGCCUAAAUGACGUUGAAUUCUUGAAAGCGUCUGUUUUCUGUGAGAAUACCUUAGAUGAUACUGUCGACUUCAAAAAGGCGUCAGUUUACUUAGACUACACAAUUGGUCACAAAAGCUUCCUUUCGAAAUGUGAAGUUGGUGAUAUUUUGUUCAAUGACAAACGUACGUUCGUAAGAAGUUGUGAGGGAGAGCAGCAGUUCUAUAAGGGUUUCGUUGGAUUGGGGGAGAUUGUUUCAUCAUGUAAUCAGGGGUUACGACACUUCAUAAUUGAUUUUGAUAUUUUAGAAAAAAAGUGCGGUCGAAUUAAUGCUUUCAUUGAUAGAUACAGCAUCUAUGGAAAUACGAGAUACAGAAAUAUAUAUUGCGCGAGGUGUAAUGGUGUUAGCGACAACGACACAAGCUUAGCUUGCUCUAUGCGUCAUGAGCACAAAAGCAAUCUUGACAAUUGGGGUGGCUCAACAAAUGAUCUUCAUGGAUUUAGUACCUUGAUGGACUUGACUCAAACUAAAACAAAAAAAUGCAUAAAUCAUCAACACGUUUUUGACCUUUUCUCUAAAUCAUGUCGGCCACCUGUAAAAUGCGGCAUCGGAUUCGUUUUCUGGAACGGAACCUGCAUUCGUGAUCCACUGGAUGAAGCGUAUGAACUUCCUAUGACCAAACAAGGGCGGUGUGUGUCGGUGCGCCUUGAGAUAAAAUCCCCCAUAUUAAUAGUAAGUAACAAAUCAUAUUCCCAAAUGAAAGAAGCAAUAAAGUAUCAACUCUUGUCUUGGGUCACCAGUCUUUUCAACAUUUCGGAAAGCUUCGUUUUAAAUUUUGAGGUAAAUGUCAAUUUAGUCAAUAAUUUGUAUACAAAUAUCCUUGAUGGUAAUAUAUAUCAAGUCAUGAGCCAUGACAUAUAUAUUAUCACAUUUUGUGUCAAAAUAUCACCAUCAGAUGAUAUUUUACGUGUUAUGCAAGACAUACACUCGCACAUGUGGUUUGUCAAAAAUACAUCGAACGUGCACGCGUACGGAAAGAUAAUGAUAUCGAACCAAAACGCAUUACCGCCAACGUGUCGAACUGGUAAGCUCGUUCAAAUUGUUUUCAAUUCAACAUAUCAAGAAUUCCUUAAUGAAACUGGGAGGCUUAACGAUUUGCCCAGUAUGUUUCUUAUUUUCGAUAAUAAGUUUUAUAAGGCAAGUUUCAGGGUCGAAGGCAGCCAAAGUGUCAAUAUAUACCUCUGUGACCUUUAUGGCGAUAGGUUCAGAAACUGUUCAAACGUAUUUGAACAUUCCUUAGAUGAUUUUCAUGUCACAGAAUCGGCGUUAAAACAUAAGCUAUUUGGGGAAGAGAUUAAGAAAUCCGAAGUCGCCAUUAUAGGGACCAGAGUAUUAACUUGUUCUCGUGUACAAAACACGACAAGCACAGACUCUCAAAAUAUGGAAUUUUACAUCUCCGUCGGUGGGAUAUGUCUCUCAAUUGUGUUUUUAGUUUACACUCUUCUGACCUAUUGUUUAUUACCACAACUGAGGACCCUUCCAGGUGUUCUUCUUAUGCAAUUAGCGGCAAACUUGUCCCUUGCCCAGUUGGUCUUCAUGGUGGGUAUAAACAUGGACAUCAGUUGGCUACCUUGCAAAAUAAUCGCGAUAGCUGGCCAUUACCUUUGGUUGGUAGCGUUUUGCUGGAAGUCAAUCAUAGCCUUUCACACGGCUAAGACGUUUGGGUACAACAUGAUGGCCAAUGCGUCCAACAGCAACUCAAAGAGAUCCCUAAAAUAUUAUAGUUCAUUUGCCUACGGUGCUCCAUGUCUUGUCGUGAUUCCAUGCAUCGUCAUAUUCUUCUGUGGGUGCACAGAUAUUGAGAUCGGAUACGGUCCUUACGCGGGAACCUCGGGAGCAUGUUGGAUAAGGGAGCAAUACACACUUAUUUAUGCUUUCAUGGUACCACUGGGGGCGCUUCUCGCUGCAAACUUGACACUUUUCACUUUUACAGUGAUAACCAUAUGUAGACAAAAAGCAAUGACCUCUAUGACCAGAAAGAAUGAUGUCAAACGAAUGGAUGUCGUCUUGUACAUAAAAUUGUCGUUUUUGAUGGGAUUCGCUUGGAUUUUUGGAUUUAUAUCUGGAUUUACGGGAGAUUCUGUCACUGCCUAUUUGUUCACGGUCCUCAACACGCUGCAGGGAGUUUUUAUAGGGCUUUGUUUUGGACUGAACCGACGGGUGAUCAGAAUGUAUAGAAAAAGAUUGGGUUUUGAAGUAUCGCAAGAGACGGGCGCUAGUGGCACACUUACCACAGGCGUUCAUGGCUAACAUGAUACAGUUAUCGUAGUUUCAAAUAGUCACAACGCUUUUAAAACCCUUCAUCUUCAUGGCCAACAAAAUUUGUGUGUCUUAUUAGAAUUUACCAUGACUACAUUGACAUGAUUGAAGAGAGUAUAAGACCAUGAGGUUCAGGAUGAACUCAUGUGUGUGUGGAUGUAUUGGACGUUUGAAGAGAUAAUUUAUGUGCGGAUCGAUAUGUGGCGACGCGUGGCAUGGAGCAACCUCAUGGUCAAUUCUCCCUUUAAAUGUAGACGGGUAUAUCUUAAAUCUUGAUGAGAUGCACAACCGUGGUGUUCAAGGUAUGCCUGCAGCUGAGGACCAUCGUGGAGGUGCUCGAUUUACCACGCUACCCUGACGAUCAUUGAAAUGAUGUUGCGUCUUCAUAGUGGGGUGAUGUGAAGUCCGAACUCGGCGUGAUUAUCCUCAUUAAUUGAAUAAAAGAGAAACAUUUGCUGCAUCUUUGUGGUCUCUAUACUUAUUUAAUUAGUGAAGACCGAAGGCGGAGUGAAAGUUUAAUCUUGAACUUUCAGGUAUUUGAACUGACCUAUAACCAAGAAGCUACACAACGGUCUAUAGGCGGGAGAUGACAUAAAUCAGAAAUAUACGGCCGAUAAAAUUCCUGCUACCUAAACCUCCCGCAAAAAUCUACCGUAGAAUCUCGACGUAAAGUCCCAUCCCGUCGGUAUGUUUUUUCUUCACUUUCACGUCGAGCGUUAAUUUUGCGGCAGGUUACUUCUUAAACCU
This is a messenger RNA of Lineus longissimus, 3819 nucleotides long. RefSeq lists its product as uncharacterized. Gene Ontology annotation, cellular component: membrane. Gene Ontology annotation, biological process: G protein-coupled receptor signaling pathway; cell surface receptor signaling pathway. Bases 205 to 3063 code for a protein of 952 amino acids. The transcript is spliced from 2 exons. The record is from RefSeq and is a predicted model, not a curated record. Gene Ontology annotation, molecular function: G protein-coupled receptor activity. NCBI's taxonomy places the organism in Eukaryota, Metazoa, Nemertea, Pilidiophora, Heteronemertea, Lineidae.